Sphaeramia orbicularis (orbiculate cardinalfish) is the source of this 6093-nucleotide messenger RNA. RefSeq names its product nuclear anchorage protein 1-like. The record is from RefSeq and is a predicted model, not a curated record. The coding region runs from base 997 to 5745 and encodes 1582 amino acids. NCBI's taxonomy places the organism in Eukaryota, Metazoa, Chordata, Actinopteri, Kurtiformes, Apogonidae. The transcript has 7 exons. Gene Ontology annotation, molecular function: protein binding.
UUAAAAGGAUUGUUAAUAUCUUAGUGUAAUUUUUGCAUUUCACAAAUUCAUCCCAAGGGCCGGAUCUGGCCCCCGUGCCGCAUGUUUGACACCUGUGAUGUACGGUCUUUUUAAAGGUCACGUGGAUUUAUUAAACACAUUCAAUAUACGACAGUGUCAUCGGAUCUGAAACCGCACCCUAUGUGUAGAGUAAAAGCCUCCCAGUGAUAUCUGAUCAGGAAAUGUGUAAAACUAGACACCUCCGACUCGGUGACCAUUUGAAUGUAGGUUAUCCCCGAGAACUUAUCUGUGCUCAGUUCAUUCAUUGGUGUGCAGAGUGGGACUUGUCAAAGGGUGUGUGUUUAAUGGUGUGUGUACAUUAUAUAGGAGGCGUGUGCUUGUAGUGGGCGUCUCCUUAAAAGUCAGUGAGCAGCAGAACAUGUGCUCAAACACACUUCGUAGGUGUGUUAUGUUACGCCAUUCAUUCGACUUUGCUCUUUAUAUCAUUCGUAUAAUUCCAGACGCUCUCUUUUUGCUUCCUACUUCCUACUGCUGGACUAUUUACUUUAGUGAGGAGUUUUUUCCGACAUAGUUUUUUCUAAGAAAUAGAGAGAAGGUGGGAGGAGUCAGGCUGAAGUGUGCCUCUCUCUCUCUCUCUCUCUCUCGCUCUCUCCCUCUCUCUCUCUUCCAUUCUGUCAUUGCCAUCUCGGCAGAACACAGUCUGUUCAUUCCCAGCCACGCUGAAUGUGGGGGGACAGCACUCUUUUGACUUUGUUUGGGACACAAUUUACAGAGGAAUAUAUUCUUUUUCUUCAAACAAGCAGCAAGAAGACAAAAGAAGAAAGACAGUGCAACAAGGAUUUUUUUUCUUCGCUUUUUUCUAAUUGAAUUGAGGAACACGUGACAGCCGGUUUUGCCACUGGAUUCUUUCACACAAUACGUGAGGUUGUCUGUUUACUCUUCUUUUGAUGCUGUGCAUUUUAGUCGUAGUUUAAGAGUAAAUUGUCAUAAAUCAGAAUGGUUGCUGGGAUGUUGAUGCCCCUACGGGACCUGAGGGCCAUUUAUGAAGUCCUGUUUCGAGAUGGCGUCAUGGUGGCCAAGAAAGACAAGAGGCCUCAGAUCAAACACCCUGAGGUGGAAGCUGUAACCAACCUACAGGUGAUCCGUGCUAUGGGUUCUCUCAAGUCUAGAGGCUACGUGAAGGAGACAUUCGCCUGGCGUCAUUUCUACUGGUACCUAACGAAUGAAGGCAUUGUUUACCUGCGUGACUACCUCCGCCUGCCCCCUGAGAUCGUCCCUUCAUCCCUGCAGAGGAUUCGGAAACCAGCCGCCACUUUAGCCAUUGCACACCGUGCUGCACGGGUCCAAUCUGUGGACGGUCCCACGUCUUAUGUCCCCAAACCAGGACGCCGGGUCGAUGCCGAAAGUCAGGAUGCACUGGCCGAACGUCAAGGCUACCGCCGUAGGAUGAUGGGUCCAGGAGAUAAAGAGAGCUACUCUGAUAGGACCCCCAGAUUUAGGGGCCGUCCACCGGCUGCAGAACCAGCCAGACCAAAAGCAUCAUGGGAUAUGAGGGAGCAGCCUGAGCCUCUGUACAAGGAAAAAGAAAGGUUUGGCAAUGAAACGGUGAAUAUUGAGGAGAGUAGAAUGAGGAGAGUGUACCGCCAACAGCCUGAUGUCAGCAGCGAAAGGCCAGUAAUAACACAGGAGAAAAGAGCUGCUGAGGUUUACAAGGAGAAGGCCACAGGUUCUGCCCGGGUUCAGAAAACAGCGACGAAACAGGAUGUAUCCGAAACCAGUCAGGUGUCGUCGUAUUCCAAAACAGCCCUACCAUUAACUGCUGCAGCCAGUACAGGUGCUGCAAAAUUAAAGGUUCAAGCUGAACCCUCUACCCUGAAAACAAAUAAAGAUGAGCCCAAGAUCAACGAAGAAGAGGCUUUGAUGAAGUCUUCUGUAAUGAGUACUCCAGUUAACUCACUUCCUGAUACAGAGGUCAAAGGGCAGAAAACCAAGACAGAGGUGAUUGUGGAUGCAGAGGUCAAAGCUCCUGCUGUUCCUAUAACAGAUGAAGUCAAUCCUCAGGUACCUGCUCAGGAAGUUACUACGAUCCUCAACGACGUCACUACUUCAACAAAACCUGCCAUGAAAGACGCUGACAAAGGCAAAAUCCAGGAAGUAAAGGUGAUCCACAAGUUGACCAAACCUGCAGAAGUGAAGACACCAGUUGAACCUCAGAUAGUUGCAGUGACAGCCAAGAAAACUGUAAAACAGGAUACCGCAAAAAUAAGAGAUCAGCUUAAGGAUGAUGCAACAAGUAAGACAGUUUUGUCCACUGACGAGGUUAAAGUAGAGGGAAAAGUGACUGAGAAAUUGACAAAACCUGCAGAAGUUAAAAAAUCAGUUGAACCUGAAAUAGUUGAAGUGAUGACCAAGAAAACUGUAAAACAGGACACCGCAAAAGUAAGAGACCAGCUUCCUGAUGAUGAUAUAAUUAAGCCAGUUUUGUCCACUAAUGAGGUUAAAGUACCUAAAGAGGGAAAGGAGACUGAGAAAUUGACAAAACCUGCAGAAGUGAAGACACCGAUUGAACCUGAAAUAAUUGAAAUGACCGCCAAGAAAACUGUAAAACAGGAUACCACAAAAAUAAGAGACCAGCUUCCUGAUGAUGACAUAAUUAAGUCAGUUUUGUCCACUGAUGAGGUUAAAGUAGAGGGGAAGGUGACUGAGAAAUUGACAAAACCUGCAGAAGUUAAAAAAUCAGUUGAACCUGAAAUAGUUGAAGUAACAGCCAAGAAAACUGUAAAACAGGACACCACAAAAAUAAAAGACCAGCUUCCUGAUGAUGCUACAAGUAAGCCAGUCUUGUCCACUAAUGACGUUCAAAUACCUCAAGAGGGAAAGGUGACUGAGAAAUUGACAAAACCUGCAGAAGUCAAAACACAGGUUGAACCUCAAAUAGCUGAAGUGACAGCCAAGAAAACUGUAAAACAGGACACUGCAAAAAUAAAAGAUCAGCUUCCUGAUGAUGAUAUAAUUAAGCCAGUUUUGUCCACUGAUGAGGUUAAAGUAGAGGGAAAGGUGACUGAGAAAUUGACAAAACCUGCAGAAGUGAAGACACCGGUUGAACCUGAAAUAGUUGAAGUGACAGCCAAGAAAACUGUAAAACAGGAUACCAAAAAAACAAGAGACCAGCUUCCUGAUGAUGCUACAAUUAAGCCAGUUGCAUCCACUAAUGACGUUAAAAUACCUCAAGAGGGAAAAGUGACUAAGAAAUUGACAAAACUUGCAGAAGUUAAAACACAGGUUGAACCUCAAAUAGCUGAAGUGACAGCCAAGAAAACUGUAAAACAGGACGCCGCAAAAAUAAGAGACCUCCCUGAUGAUGACAUAGUUAAGCCAGUUUUAUCCACUGAUGAAAUUAAAGUACCUCAAGAGCCCAGUGUUGCUAAAGUAACCUCAGCAAAGCCUAAAAUUAUUGAAACAACCACAACAACCGAGUCGACAAUACUUGAUGUUAAAACUACAGUCGGUACAACAGUCAUCCCAGUGACUGCUAUUAUUGCUGAAAAAACUAAAUCCGUUCAGGGAAAGUCUGCUGUAGAAGAGAGAAUCACAGAAGCAGCUAAAACUGAAGUGAUUCCUCCUGUCACAAAAGCUGAAAAGGUGGAGAAACAGGAGAUUCUGACGGUACAGGAACCAAUGGUAGCUGAAAAGGAUUCUUCUUCCAAACAAGUGGCUGAAGCAAGCUCUAAAUCUAAAAGAAAGAAAAAGAAAUCUCCAGGUGAGAUAUCCAAGAAUGUCACUGCUGAGAAUACAUCAGUUACAAAGGUGGAGAAGGAACAAACUAUAAAAGAGAAACUUCAUGAGGAGGAAAAAGUUGUCCAACCACCAGCUGCUACUAUAAGGCCAGUGUCUGCAGAGAAAAACAAGGCUGAGGAUAAAGAUGAUAUUAAUGGGGAGCAAAUUUCUACAGAAAGUGAGAAGCCAAUAAAGGAAAUCCCUGAACAAUCUAUCUCCCAGAGCGCUGCAGUGCCCCCGGUGGAGAUUCAGGAUAAUACAAAACAAAUGGAGAAGACUGAAGAACACAAAGUCAGCAAAAUCAGCCUGCAGGAAAUCUGCCCAGAGGACCAGUCAGUUUCAACUCUGACGAAAGAAACCACUGUCACUAAGGUGGAAACUGUGACUGUGCAGAAAAUAACUAAGGUUGAGAUCACAAAUGUAAGUUUACAACCUGAAGACAAAACUCCUGCAGCUCUGACAGAAACAGUGGAGUCUAAAUCCUCUGUGAACACAGGCAAAGCUGCAGAGGAAUUCCCCAAGUCUAAGAAGAAAGGGAAAGGCAAAAAGCAAAGCCAGGCCUCAGUAUCAGAGCCUGUCAACGUAAAGACUAAAGCAGAUGCCCUGUCAUCUACCGAGGUCACAAAACUGCCCAAGGAUGCACCCAAAGACAGUCCUGUCGUGACCUGUGAGCCGACAGACACCAGUGUUUCUCCAAAGAUGAAUUCUGAAAGAAUGUGCAGUGAGGAAAUCAUGCAGGCAGCAGCUGUGCUCUGUGAGGCCCCAGCAGACAAAAGAGAGGUGGAGCCAGCGCUGGGCUUUGCAGAAAAAAUCAAGCGGGAGGUUCCGAAAGCAAAAACAUCCUCCAGUGUGAGGGAAGCACUCGCAGCCGGAGAAUUAGCGUCAGCAGCAGCGUCAGCGUCAGCAGCAGCAGCAGUCAGAGCAGAGGCAGCUGCAGCUCAGGCUCAGGCUCAGGCCAACCCCCUCCAGCAGCCGGAGCCUCCCAGCGUUGCACAACAACACUCGGCCACUCGGGCGGCAGAGACACAGGAAAGGCUUUCAGUUUCUGAGGCCUCCAAGAAGAAGAAGAAGGACUCUGAGGAGGACACACCCUCUGGCGCUGACACACCCGCCACCGGCCGGCUUCACCUUGUGGACACCUGCAAGUCCAGCUCUGAAACAGACGAGGCCAACAUGAGGAAGAAAAUAGUAGUUGUGGAGGAGAUAAUUGAGGUGAAGCAGAUUAUUAGUCCUGAUGGAACUCAGGGACAGUCCCCGCCUCCACCUGUGCCCGCUGAGGCUGAAGGAGAGGAGCUGGACCUGGAUGUUUUGGAGGCCAUUGCCAUUGAGCGUGCGCUUUUAUCAGGGGCGGCGGCGGUGCCCGGGGGGGUGUACGGGGCCUCACCUGAAGCCGACUGGGACCACUCACUGGAGGAGCCUGAGGAGAAGACCUGGCCCAACUUUGUGGAAGAUGAACGGGAUCGAGUUCAGAAAAAGACCUUCACAAAAUGGGUGAACAAGCAUUUGAUGAAGCAUUGGUGGGUAAAGGCCCAGCGCCACGUCACAGACUUGUACGAAGACCUUCGAGAUGGACACAACCUCAUCUCCCUGCUGGAGGUCCUGUCUGGGGAGACACUGCCCAGAGAGAAAGGACGCAUGCGAUUCCACAAACUGCAGAACGUACAGAUCGCUCUUGACUUUCUCAGACACCGGCAGGUGAAGCUGGUCAACAUCAGGAACGAUGACAUCGCCGACGGAAACCCCAAACUGACCCUGGGUUUGAUCUGGACCAUCAUCCUCCACUUCCAGGUCUCCUCCUCAAUCUCAGACAUCCAGGUCAACGGUCAGUCCGAGGACAUGACGGCCAAGGAGAAGCUGCUGCUGUGGUCUCAGAGGAUGACAGAUGGAUACCAGGGCAUCCGCUGUGACAACUUCACCACCAGCUGGAGGGACGGAAAGCUCUUCAACGCCGUCAUUCACAAGCACUAGUGAGUUGAAUGCUCAUUGAUUCAUGUGUGGAAGGAAGUUUUUGGUUAUUUCUGUCAAGUAGUAACUUUCCUUUUUGUUAUUAUAAAGAGAAAACGAAAAUCAAAUCUGUUUUUUAAAUCAGGUUUAUGUUUUGACACUGAAAAAGAAAAACGUCUUGAAAUUCAAUUUUAAUUCUUCUAUUUUAAAACGAAAAUCAAUUAACCACUAGUUUUUCUUUUGUUUCUGAAAAGAAAAUACAAUUACCAACACAUGAUAGGCACAUGUAGGCUAAAGAACGUGUGAAAUUUGAAAAAAAAUUUUGAUGAAUCAUGUCUGAGAAAUUGGUUGGACAAAUUGUUGAAGCUGAAA